AUGAGUACUGGGCUAUCAGACGGCGCAGGUGAGUGCAUCGCGUAUCGUACUCGUCCCGCGCAGCAGACGAGUCCAUCGUGCUCGUCCCUUAGCAGACGAAACCAUCGUGCUCGUCCUCGCGGCAGAGGAUUCCAUCGUUCCCGUGCCUACGGCCCCAAAGAUAAACUAACGAACCCAUUAGGAUCCAACGAUCGACCCAGCACGAAACCCGCCGACGCGGACGUGCGCCGCGCGCUCGCGAGCGGGGACAAGCCGUGCGGGUAUGGCGGGGGAUAUUGUGUAGUUGGCUAG
This is a messenger RNA of Schizophyllum commune H4-8, 291 nucleotides long. It is a transcript of the gene bbp2, whose product is annotated as peptide mating pheromone precursor Bbp2-7. Bases 1 to 291 code for a protein of 96 amino acids. NCBI's taxonomy places the organism in Eukaryota, Fungi, Basidiomycota, Agaricomycetes, Agaricales, Schizophyllaceae. The transcript has a single exon. The record is from RefSeq and is a predicted model, not a curated record.